CACCGCCUCUUGACAACAUGGCGCCAGCUUGCAGCUGUGCAGCCGUUACAAAGGACGACGAAAACCGUGCGUUAGAGAAAAGAUGCUCUCCUAAAAGUGUAAUUUAACUAACAACUGUGGUUGUAUGGUACACAAUCUGUGUGUCAAUAGUAUACAGUACAGGCUACAAGUAGGAAAAAGGUAAUUUGACAGAAAGUGACAGGUUGCACGCCAGCCCACCUGCCAGAAAGACAGUGACGACGGAAGACCGAUAAUUUUGAGUCUCCAAAAUAGGACAAAUAACGGACAACACAUUUAACGAACGUGCGGUAUUCGUGAACUAUACCUGGAUAAAAUAUGUAGACUCUCGUCUUAUUCGCUGAGUUGAUAACUUAUCGAUAGACUCCUUUAGUUCGCAAACGACUUAAUUUAUAAGAUUUGAUUGAAUCGGUGCACUAGAUGAUGACUGAAUAUAAUUUCGCCCUUUCGGAGGAGGAAAGGGAACGUGCCAGGCUUCCACCAAUAUUUCAUACAUCAACUCUGAUGGGUCCGGGGCAUGGCACAAAGCAGCCCUUCCCCUCGCUGGGCGCCGUCAUCUCCACGCUGAGCCAGAGGAGGGAGACUGGGGGUCGGGGCACAGCGGGCACACAGCCUGGCGGACCGGGGGGGCGCCAUGGGAGGGAGCUUCCACCUAUCAGUACUGACGUCAGGCAGAAACAAAAGAUUUCCAUUGACACUCUUCCCCCUGAGGUGAAAGCCCCGUUCCCAUCCGACCCUAUCAUCCCGCUCCGCACCAAGACAACCAAAGAAUUCCAGGAGGAUGUGGAACGAGCUGUCGUGUCAGGAGACUUCAGGGACGUCAGGCAGUUCUACCUCACCACUUUUGAUUCCUUUAUAGAAAUCAAUGCUGCCUUUAAGAGAGAGGCCAACGCUCCAUUUAACACCACAGAGGACUCUGGAGUCAACUCCAAGUUUGUCAACGCUGUUUAUGAUGCCUUACUCUUCACACCCCCGGACAUCCAGAAGUCUGUGUUGAAAGGCAUCAUCAACAGCCUGCUGAGGGAGUGGAAGGGUCCUAGAACAAAAGAUGACCUGAGAGCGUACUUUGUGUUGGUUCAGAACCCACAGUACUCCAGCACCAGUACCUAUGUGAUCUUUGCCCACCUGCUCAGACAGAUGGCGUCCUUGUCUGAGGCAGACCACCACUUCCUGGUCCAUUGGUUUAAGAAGCUGUCUCAGAGGCGAUUCCGGCAGCUGGUGGAGCAUCUCCUUCAGUUCAUCUCCACCCGACUGUUUCCCGCCGAGCCAGAUGAUCUUCCUCCUCUGGCCAAGUGCUCUUGGUGGAUCCCCUCCGCCACCAAGGUCCUCGCUCUGUUUAACGCUGCCAACAGCGUCUCAUCCCCCGCCAUCCUGUCCUUCACCGAGUUCUACAACAUCACCCUGGACCACAUCGACUUUAUGGAGCAGUACCGCACCUGGCAGAACCACGGCAACUCCAACAGGUUCUCCUUCUGCCAGUUCCCCUUCAUCCUCUCCACAGUGGUGAAGAAGGCCAUCAUCCAGAGGGAUUCUGAACAGCAGAUGAUCAGCAUGGCCAGACAAAGCUUGGUGAACAAAGUGUCUCGCAGACAGAGGGUAGACAUGAACCUCCUCUUCCUCAACAUCAGGGUACGACGAGCCCAACUGCUCAGCGACUCACUGGAUGAGUUGACCAGGAAGAAGGCAGACUUGAAGAAGAAGAUGAAGGUGACGUUUGUUGGGGAGGCAGGGCUGGACAUGGGCGGACUUACCAAGGAGUGGUUCCUGCUGCUGGUCCGACAGAUCUUCCAUACAGACUACGGCAUGUUCACCUACUUGAAGGAUUCCCGUUGCCAUUGGUUUACUAGCUGGAAGUGUGACAACUACUCUGAGUUCCAAUUGGUUGGGACUCUGAUGGGUCUGGCUGUGUACAACAGCAUUGCCCUGGACAUCCAUUUUCCACCCUACUGCUUCAAGAAGCUCCUCACUCCACCCAUCUUGCCCUGUGACCAGAACACCCCCGUUGGCAUGGCAACCCCCACCCUGGAGGACCUGCAACAGAUCAUGCCGGACCUGGCUCGUGGUCUAGGAGACCUGUUGAGUUAUGAAGGGAACGUUGAGGAGGACUUCUACCUGACCUUCCAGGUUUUCCAGGAAGAGCUGGGGGUCGUGAAGUCCACCAACCUGAAGGCUGGCGGAGACAAGAUCCCAGUCACCAAGCUCAACAGGAAGGAGUAUGUCCAGCUGUAUGUAGAUUUCCUGCUGAAUAGGUCAAUUUAUAAGCAGUUUGCUGCUUUCUACCACGGCUUCCACAGUGUGUGCGCCUCUGAUGCUCUGCUGCUGCUGCGACCAGAGGAGGUGGAGAUGCUGGUGUGUGGCAGUCCUGAGCUGGACAUGACUGCCCUGCAGAGAGCUGCCCAAUACGAGGGCUACAACAAGACCGACCCCACAGUCCGCUGUUUCUGGGAGGUAGUGUUGGCCUUCCCCCUGGAACUGCAGAAGAAGCUGCUUCACUUCGCCACAGGAAGUGAUCGUAUCCCUGUGGGAGGGAUGGCCGACCUCAACUUCAAGAUUGCCAAGAUUGACGUCUCCACCAACUGGCUGCCCAUCUCCCACACCUGCUUCAACCAGAUCUGCCUCCCCCCCUACCGGAGCAGGAAGGAGCUCAAGCACAAGCUGACCAUCGCAAUCUCCAACGCAGAGGGCUUUGGUCUCGAGUGAUUCACUAGCCUCCCAUGCACCCGAACACAUAUUGCAUACACAUGCACAUACUCACGCUCACACACACACACAACUUUCUGAGGGAAUUGAUGUCACUGCAAACUGAUUUAAAUCAAGAGGUUCUCAUGUAUGUUCUAGUAUUAAUCUAUGUUAGAGCAGUUAGACUGAAAUGAGAAAGGCAUCAGGUGUCUGGCAUCCUGAUAGAUCUAGUUUCAUCAGUUUGUAAGGCAGAUGUAAGAGAUGUAAGAAGUCUCAAAUCCCUCUGAUAUACUUAGACAACAGCAACUUCUCAGUGAUUAUAAUAGUCCUAUAUAUUUUUGUGAGCUCAUAAUAGUAUUUCUCUCUUUCUCUGAUUUUUUAUACACUGUUAUCCCUGAUUGUAAAAAGCUUUGCUGGUUAAAGAGCAUUACUUAUCUUUUCCUGAGAUAUGGAUUGUCUCAUGAAAUUAUCAAUUUCUGGGUGUUUUUGACAUAUGCUUCAUAUGAUAGGAGCAGCAGAUCAAUCUCUCUUUCAAUUCUCUGUCAGCAAUGCAGACCUAUUUUGUGCCAGGUUAUACAGUAGAUCUGUAUUGGUGUUUUGUUGUCAGCUAAUUUCCUCACAGAUAAAUAUGACAUUAUUAUUCAGGCCCCUGUCAGCAUGGUGUUCUGUUAGGAGACAGGCGAGUCUGUGUUUACCUUUUUUCGGCCAAGCAAGAAUUUAGGUCAGUAUAGACCUCGUUCUGUCUCCUCUUCAGUUCAGUCGGUCAGCUGGGUAGUUUAAAAGUUAACCCCUACCACUGCCAUCUUUUAUCGAACAUAUGGAGUUAAAUGUUGGUCAAAGCCUGCCUGGUUGGAUUCAGUAACAACACUCUUCUCUAGCCUAUUCUUUCUAAGAGAUAGUUGACAGGGCAGGCGUCUGAUGGAUUUGUACACAAACCUUUCUUGUUCUAGUCUUUUUUGUACUGUAUGUAUUCAAGCCUGGUCAGUCCAGUGCCUUCUCUCUGUUUGAUUGAUAUACAGUAGAUUGUUUAACUGAUCAACGCUGCCUAUAUGUACAGUAGUGCUGUUUUCCAUUUGUCAAGACAUGUAUUUGUGUAGCAGGCAAAACAAGGAAGGCAAUACCCAUACACAUAUUUAUUGUCAGUGAUUAUGUUGUAUGACAGUGAUCUGACGAAUGUUGUAUGAUAUUUCGGUCAAUGCCAUAAAUGUCAGUGCUCUGUUAGAAUAAUAGAGCUUGAACGUGCUAUUCGAAUGUAAAUGUGUGUUCAUGGGGGAGAGUUCAGUCUAAGGUUAUCACAUUCUGAGGCCUCCUGUUGUCCAGAUGUGUUUUAUAAUCAUAGACCAACAAUGUUGUGUUGUUAUUUAUUAGAUUUGAGUGAUAAUCACUGUCUCAUUUAAAACAAUAAACUUCUAUGGCAUCACAAA
Messenger RNA from Osmerus eperlanus (European smelt), 4121 nucleotides. Its product is annotated as probable E3 ubiquitin-protein ligase HECTD2. Gene Ontology annotation, biological process: protein polyubiquitination; ubiquitin-dependent protein catabolic process. The coding region runs from base 439 to 2718 and encodes 759 amino acids. The record is from RefSeq and is a predicted model, not a curated record. The transcript is spliced from 21 exons. Gene Ontology annotation, molecular function: ubiquitin protein ligase activity. Lineage: Eukaryota; Metazoa; Chordata; Actinopteri; Osmeriformes; Osmeridae.